Salarias fasciatus (jewelled blenny) is the source of this 4078-nucleotide messenger RNA. RefSeq names its product Rho GTPase activating protein 27 (gene arhgap27). Gene Ontology annotation, biological process: regulation of GTPase activity; signal transduction. Lineage: Eukaryota; Metazoa; Chordata; Actinopteri; Blenniiformes; Blenniidae. Gene Ontology annotation, molecular function: protein binding. The record is from RefSeq and is a predicted model, not a curated record. Bases 306 to 3140 code for a protein of 944 amino acids. The transcript has 19 exons. Gene Ontology annotation, cellular component: cytoplasm.
ACACACACACACACUCAGAACAGGAAAUGAGACUGACAGGCAGACAGCAAGCAGCACUCUGCACUGUGUUUGUCUGUUUGGAUGUAGCUGUGUUUCCAGAUUGCUUUAAAGACAUUCGGAGGACGGGACGUUUACUGGACAAUCAGCCGGGUGUGAACACAGCGCUGGAAACAGACGGAACCCAGCCCGAAAAGGCAAACUGAGAUUGUGCGGCGACGUCAGGCUGACGCUGGGCUCAGCUCCGACAUGUCCAGGCCGAGUCCACACUGAGGCCUCGGCCGCCGCCGCCGCCGCCGCCGUGGAGCAUGGAGCACGUGACGGUGAAGUAUGGAUAUGAGUACGCGGCCAGGGACGGCCGCCGUGUGUGCAUCAGGCCCGGGGAGACGUACGUCCUGCUCUCCAGGACCACCGAGCACUGGUGGCACGUGCGCCGGGACCCGCAGAGCAGGCCCUUCUACCUGCCGGCGCUGUACGUGAAGGAGCUUCCAGCCGCCUCUGCGGGCGGCGAGGCCGGCCGCACGCCGGACGCCAGGCCUCGAGCGUCCACGGCGCCACACCAGAGCCGCCUCUCUGCUUCUGGCUCCUGGGAAAACACACCCGGCGCGCGGAGGAGCAGCAGCUUCGCGCACACUCUGGAUGUCAAUGACACACACGUUGAAACGCGCAGCAGCUCCUUCUCUGCGCGCGACGACGGCCUGCAGCUGUACGCCCAGCCUCACCUCAAGGCAAAGGUCAAAGUGCAGCAGUCAGGAGCCUCAUGGCGGGACGAGGGAGGCGGAGGGGACACGGAGGACAUGAAGGACAUGGAGGACAUGGACUUCCCACCACCUCCUCCAGACAUGUUCGAGAUCAUCCCGGAGAUCAACGUCACACAGUUUGAGUCUGAAUCAGCCGUUUGUCUGGACUCGGCUGACCCUUUGACCUCCAGGCGGCGGAGUCUGAGUCCAGAGGCGUCCUGGAACCAGCAGGGGAAGAAUGAAAGUCUCCAGUCAGCUGUCUACGUCAACGUAGCUCAGCUCCGCCAGAGUCUCUCCGAGUCCCCCCCACCGGCCUCCUACCCUGAGCCAGAGGGAUGGGAGGUGCAUGUUGACCAGGAGAGUGGACAGGAGUACUACUACCACCCUGCCACGGGGCGCACCACCUGGGACAACCCGUUCCUCGACUCCCCCACGGACCCCGAGCCUGCAGAGGAGCUGUGCUCGCCCCCUCAGUCGCCCGCUCUCUCUCAGUCCACGGCCUCCCCCUCGGCGUGGACCGCAGACUGGGAGCAGCUGGUGGAUGCGACCAGUGGUCUGCCGUACUUCUACAACCCGAUGUCUGGGGAGACGUCCUGGGAGCCGCCGGAGCAGCCGAGCCCCUACACCCCUCAGAUGGAGCCCAUGAGCGUGCACAGGUUCCAUGAGGACGGGCCGCCGACCCUUCCUGAAGAGGACUACCCCCCAGAGGACUACCCCACGGCCGAGGCCCCGGAAGCCGAGGAGCUCCUCGCCACGGGGCCCCCCACCCUCCCGAAGGAGUUCACCUUCAGCCACGUGGGCCGGACCAUCAUCCCCCGGGCCAACCUGGACCGCAGCACGCCGGCCGGCUGGACGCUGACCGUGGAGCCCAGCGGGAUGUGGGUGUUCACCAGUGAAAACUCCCCAGACCAGUGGAUCAAGUCUGUGGAUGAUCGAGGUCAGACGUACUACUACCUGAGAGAUGGCUCCAAGUCCCAGUGGAGCCUGCCCGAGGCCCCGGUGAGUCCCGGACUGCACAUGGAGGAGAACGGCGUGGAGCCUGAAAACCCCUCGAUCUUCAAGAACUGGAGACACAGCAUGGGAGCGGUCCAGCUCGGUUCCUCCCAAGACGACGGGAGGUUCGUCCCGACUCACAGGAGGAACACGUCAGACUACAGCAGCGACAGCUCCAGCACCGGAAACUCCCCGGAGACGCAGCACAACGUGCAGAACUUGGAGAAAGCUGGAAUUCUUAAUAAAACGAAAGUAUGUGAGAAUGGAAAGAAAGUAAGGAAAAACUGGACACAGACGUGGACGGUUCUCCACGGAGGGGUGCUGACCUUCCAUAAAGACCCCAAAUCUGCUCCGACGGGGGCGCUGAACAGGACCAAUCAGAUUGUUCCGGAAGUUGCAGUGGAUCUGCGAGGAGCGACGAUAAGCUGGGCCUCGAAGGAAAAAUCAAGCAAAAAGAAUGUUUUAGAGCUUAAAGGAAAGAACGGCAUGGAGUUUCUGGUCCAGUACGACACUGAAAGCAUCAUCAACGACUGGUACAAAGUCUUAGUGGACACCAUACGGCAACUUGAAUACCAGGACCAGCAUCACUCUGAGGAUGAGGACACAGAUUUGUAUGAAAAGAUUGGAAACGUAGAGCGAGAGGAGAAGCUGGGAGUCGGCCUGGACGCCAAGCGGAGAGCCUCCAGGCCCAGCGUCACCAGCUCCACCUCCACCUCUGCAGCAGACACAGACCCCAAGAAAGUCCGAACCAAGCUGAUGAAGUUCCUGCUGAAGCGGCCGACUCUGCAGUCCGUCAAGGAAAAAGGUUACAUCAGAGACAACGUGUUCGGCUGCCAUCUGGAUACACUGUGUGCGCUUGAGAAGAGCACAGUUCCUAGUUUUGUGGAGAAAUGUAUUCGAGCUGUGGAGAAAAGAGGAUUAGACAUCGACGGCCUCUACAGAGUCAGCGGGAACCUCGCGGUCAUUCAGAAGCUUCGCUUCAAGGCUGAUCACGAGGAGCUGGACCUGGAGGACGGUCAGUGGGAGGACGUGCACGUCAUCACCGGAGCCUUAAAGUUGUUUUUCCGAGAGCUUCCUGAGCCACUUUUCCCGUUUAGCCACUUUCAUAAAUUCAUCGGAGCCAUCAAAAUUCCUGAUUACAACACAAAAUUGUCUCACAUCAUCGAGCUGGUCCAAAGUCUUCCUCCUUCAAACCAUGAUACCAUGAAACUUCUUUUUGGGCAUUUAAACAGGCUCAUCAAGUAUGGUGAAAACAAUCGUAUGACGGCCCAAAACGUGGCGAUUGUGUUCGGCCCGACGCUGCUCCGGCCAGAGAUGGAGUCCUCCAACCUGGCCAUGCACAUGAUCUACCAGAAUCAAAUCGUGGAAUUCAUCCUCAGGGAAUAUGAGCUCAUCUUCAACUCCAGUUAAAGCCGUCACAGGGCUCCACUGCAGCUGCAGCUGUCUGCAAGCGUGUCAAUGCUCCAUACUUCAUGUGCUCGGUUUACCUUUGCAAUGCACUUCAGCAGCUUCGCUGCAAAGUCUGAAGUUGACAAGUAAAAAAGACAAAAAAAUUAAUAAAGGGGCCUUCAUGUGUAACCAGACUAGAUGAGGGAUCUUCUGUAAUAAUAAUGUGAAGCCUGUUUAAACACUGUGUUGUCUGGAUUGUCUGCAUAGGAGGCUCACGCUGUUCAGACUAUCUGUGACAGUAUUGAAGGGUUGGAAAUGGAGCUGCACUCUUGUGAACAGGUGCAGCGCCAUUUCCUGUGUCAAAUCUACCAAGCUCGUUUCUUUGGUGGAAGAGAGACUGUUUCAAAGUGCCGUCUCAGUUCCCGAGACUUUUAGGCAUCGAAAAUUCACAAGUCACUUUCUGGAGAUAUUAAUGUUUUUGUUUUCUUCUAGUUGGUUUGAACAGCAGUGAAAUUAAAACCCAAGUCAAACAUGGGUGAAAUCACUCAAAUCCUCUUUACAGAAUGAUCAAGACUCACUUUAAUCUGUUUUUGAGGAAGUUUAAAGCUAUUGCAAUGUUUUGGACUUUAUCAUAUAUGGCAAUAACUGAGACAGAUUUCUAACAUAGCGUUUUAUUUUACUGGAAUUACUGGUACCCCUUUACUUUGUUGUUAUAUAGACAUGUUUAAAAACAUAAAUAUUAAUACCAACAACUUGCUGUGCAGUAGGAAGUGACUUAGGAUACUUGUGUAGAUUAUCUCUGCUGAAUUGUGAAGCGUCAUUUUUGAGUCAUGCUGUACUUGAAAAAUGUAUUAUAACAUCAUAGAAAUAAAAAAAAAAACUAGCAAUAAUGGAGAAGGAGCUGUUAUCAUGAGAGAGGGUAUAAGAAGAGAUUUGGGAUCUGUAAAUAGACAUAGAAG